AUGAGUGUCAGUGGCUUAAUGCGUUACGGGGCAGAAUUAACAAUAGUAGCUAUGCUAUUAGCAGCACUUCGCAGAGAAAGUGGGGUUGCAUUAGCUGUUAAUGUUGGUGAUGCUGGAUGGAUUAUUGAACGUUGGUUACUAUGGGGUGAACGUUGCUACGAUGCAUUUAGACGCUAUGCUAAACGCUCUUCAUACUUCGGUAAGAUUGGUAUAGUUCCAAAGACAGGAAACUUAAACGAGCCUGCUGGUAAUCCCACUGGAUUCUUUGUCUUUUGA
Messenger RNA from Henningerozyma blattae CBS 6284, 276 nucleotides. RefSeq names its product Mco12p (gene MCO12). The record is from RefSeq and is a predicted model, not a curated record. Gene Ontology annotation, cellular component: cytoplasm. Lineage: Eukaryota; Fungi; Ascomycota; Saccharomycetes; Saccharomycetales; Saccharomycetaceae. The transcript has a single exon. Bases 1 to 276 code for a protein of 91 amino acids.